CACAUACACGCCGCCGCCCCGAUUCAUCCGAACUUCGCAAUCUGGAUUCACAUUUACGAGGGCCCAUCCUCGGCACAGAAGAAGAGGUGCUGAAUUCUCCAGGAAAGGCGGAAGCUCGACGCUCGACGCAUUGGCGCUCGACGCUCGACGCAUUGGCGCUCGACACUUGGCACAGCACCAGACGGCGGGCGCAGGGACACACAUAGAGCGGUGCUUAAUUUCCAAUCGUGAAUUCCACUGCACUCGCGACUCAGCUGCAAGGCUUGGCUACGAGCCAUUGAUUGCGCGACUCGAUCAAGUGCACGCACCCGCCGCACAUCGCACGCACCUCCCCUCCCUCCAAUCAUUUCAGGUCAGCAUGUCAUCCCCAUCCUUACUGCCUCUUCUCUCCUCUUUCCUAGGUUGGUCCUACUUUCUUCUUUGGUCCGCCUCUUUCUGGCCCCAAACAUUGCUCCUGCUCAAGCGACGUACCUCUGCCGGUCUAUCCUCCGACUUUGUCCUGCUCAACACGCUCGGAUUCUUUUGCUACACGCUGACCACUCUGGCUCUAUUCGGCAAUGCUCGAGUUCGAGAAGAGUAUGCAUUGCGACAUGGGGGACAAUACCCGGAGCAGCACACCAACGAUGUGGCUUUCGCCGUGCACGGUCUGGUACUGUGCGUAGCUCAGGCCAUCAUGGCUGCCAUCUUUCCCAAGGCACCCGGCCAAAACGUUGCUCGAUGGGCCUGGUCCGUAUUCGGCCUUCUAUCCACCGCUCUCAUUCUCGCCGGCAUCGUGGCCACAGCGAGCGACCAGGGAGACUUGCCACCCGGAGAUAUCGGCGAUGGAAAUCCAGACGAGGCCAAUCUGGCUGGGUGGAGGUGGAUCGACUUUAUCUGGGUCUGCAGCUCCAUCAAGCUCAUCAUCACCAUUCUCAAAUGGCUCCCUCAAAUCGCGCUCAAUUACAGACGCCGCUCAACUAGAGGCUUUGCUGUGACCAACGUCAUUCUGGAUCUGGGAGGCGGUAUCCUGAGCCUGGCACAAAUAGCUGUAGACGCCAGGAUCCUGGGCAGCUGGAGGGCCGUAACCGGCGAUCCAGGAAAGAUCGGCCUGUCCCUUUUGACACUCAUCUUUGACGUCAUUAUCAUCUGGCAGCACUACGUGCUGUACGGACCUGCAAUCGUGCAGGACGAAGGAGCGCUAAAUUACGAUUGGAGCGAUGAGAGGCGAAGGGAAGAGCAAGAGCGAGGGCUAAAUGCGGAGGCCAGGCGUGAAGUCGACGUUGAGGACGAGCGAAGCGCUCUGCUUGGCAAUUAAGCCCGAGAUCGUACAUCCUUGACUACUUCCCAUGUAGAUUCUUGCUCUGCAUUUCCCCGUCAGCCGGAUCAGCAUGUCAGCCCACUUUUAGAAUGCUAGCAGAUGGAACACGAUUCAUGAUCGC
This is a messenger RNA of Ceraceosorus guamensis, 1418 nucleotides long. RefSeq lists its product as hypothetical. Bases 359 to 1294 code for a protein of 311 amino acids. NCBI's taxonomy places the organism in Eukaryota, Fungi, Basidiomycota, Exobasidiomycetes, Ceraceosorales, Ceraceosoraceae. The transcript has 3 exons. Gene Ontology annotation, biological process: L-cystine transport. The record is from RefSeq and is a predicted model, not a curated record. Gene Ontology annotation, cellular component: fungal-type vacuole; vacuolar membrane. Gene Ontology annotation, molecular function: L-cystine transmembrane transporter activity.